Messenger RNA from Erythranthe guttata (spotted monkey flower), 1554 nucleotides. RefSeq names its product protein ALF. Lineage: Eukaryota; Viridiplantae; Streptophyta; Magnoliopsida; Lamiales; Phrymaceae. Gene Ontology annotation, molecular function: DNA binding. Gene Ontology annotation, biological process: regulation of DNA-templated transcription. The record is from RefSeq and is a predicted model, not a curated record.
AUCAAAACCCUCAAAGAAAAUCAAAAGGGAAAGUUAAUUAGCGAAAAUGGAUCCUGAUGCUUUCUCAGCGAGCUUGUUCAAGUGGGACCCAAGAGGUGCUAUGCCGCCGACGAACAGGCUACUCGAGGCGGUGCUGCCGCCGCCUCCUCCGCCGCCGUCGUCGGCCUACUCCGUGAGGCCGAGAGAGCUCGGCGGUUUGGAGGAGCUUUUUCAAGCUUAUGGGAUAAGAUACUACACCGCCGCGAAAAUAGCGGAGCUCGGGUUCACUGUGAACACGCUCUUGGAUAUGAGGGACGAGGAGCUUGAGGAGAUGAUGAACAGCCUCUGCCAGAUUUUCCGGUGGGAUCUCCUCGUCGGCGAGAGGUACGGAAUCAAGGCCGCCGUGAGAGCUGAGCGGCGCCGCCUUGAUGACGAGGAAGCACGGCGGCGCCACCUCCUCUGCGGCGACGCCACCACUCAUCAUGCCCUUGACGCCCUCUCUCAAGAAGGGUUGUCGGAGGAGCCGGUGCAGCAGCAGGAGAAGGAGGCGGCGGGGAGCGGCGGAGGAGGGGUGUGGGAGAUGGUGGUGGCGGCGGGUGGCAGGAAGCAGCAGCGGCGGAGGAAGAACUGCAGGGGGCGGUCGAGAAUGGCGGCGUCCAUGGACGAUGACGACGACGACGACGACGAUGAAACUGAGGGGGCGGAGGAUGACGAGAACUGCGGCGGAGGGGGUGGAGGUGGUGGAAGCGAGAGGCAGAGGGAGCACCCGUUCAUAGUGACGGAGCCGGGGGAGGUGGCGCGUGGGAAGAAGAACGGACUUGAUUACCUGUUCCAUCUGUAUGAACAGUGCCGCGAGUUCUUGAUCCAAGUUCAGAACAUUGCCAAGGAGAGAGGUGAAAAAUGCCCUACCAAGGUGACGAAUCAAGUUUUCAGGUACGCGAAGAAGGCAGGGGCGAACUACAUCAACAAGCCCAAGAUGCGGCACUACGUCCACUGCUACGCGCUCCACUGCCUCGACGAGGACACCUCCAACGCGCUGCGACGCGCCUUCAAGGAGAGGGGCGAGAACGUAGGCGCGUGGAGACAAGCGUGCUACAAGCCGUUGGUGGCAAUCGCCGCCAGGCAAGGGUGGGAUAUCGACGCCAUCUUCAACGCCCAUCCUCGCCUUUCCAUAUGGUAUGUCCCCACCAAGCUCCGCCAGCUCUGCCACGCUGAGAGGAGCUGCGCCGCCGCCGCCGCGUCGACAUCCAUCUCCGGCGGUGGGGUUGAUCACUUGCCCUUCUAGUGGCUGAACAAACAAACAAACAAACUAUGGGUGGUUUUGACUUUUGGGGGGAAAGUUUAAUUUUAAGGGACUAAAUUGAACGAAAGUUUAAUUUUAAGGGACUAAAUUGAACUUUUUUUAGUAUUUGGUGGAUUUUCUUGUAAUUUUUUUUUUAAGAAGUUUGGAGUUUCGUAACCAUGGCUGUUUUUUUAGCUACCAAUCUUAAAUUAUGGCUAGGAGAGGAAAUCGGAUCGAAAUUAGCAUUUUUGAAAAUGCAAAACUAAUUUCAAUUCCGAUAAAAAAAAAAAUCA